AAGCCUAGACUCUAAGUUGUAAAGAUUUGAAAGAUGAAUGUGUUUAGAAAACAAGUUUCCUCUUCUCGUGGUGAAUACAGGAGAUCCCUCUCAGACUCAGCUCACAGUGCUAGGAAUCCCAGCAGUCUGAAUGCUUAUGAGUGGCGCACACCUUCAAAACCAAAAUGGAAAAUUUACAAGCGGGCCCACUCAGAACCUUUGAAAGCAACAAAUGCUUAUAAGUGGCACUCAGCCUCCGGUUUUUCAUGGACCACUAGCAGACGGAUUUUUUCUGACUUGGACAACACCAGUUCUUCAGACCAGGAUCAGCUAAAAUCAGCUAAGCCUCAUCUUAAAUACACUGGAUCAAAUGAUAUUUUGGAACAGUCUCCUGCCCAGGUGGUGAAAACAAAUGCCAAACUGACAACAGCCCCAUAUCACAGAUCGAUUUCUGAACCUGGUUGCCCUUCGCACAUUGAGAAGCCACCUUUGAGACAAGUCCACUCAGACGCUGAGCAGAGAAUUGAUUUUAUGCGUGGUUUCUUCACUACUGUAUCAAGCCGACUUUCAAAACUGUUGAGGCACAAAGAAGAACCAGAUGUGGAUUCAGUGCAGGAAGAUGUGAAAGGACCCCCAACACACAGGCUGUCAUGUGGUCAGUCUCCAUACACGGAAACAGCCUGGGAUCAGAAAUAUUGCAUGCUGACUGAUAACCAAAUGAUCCUUUUGAAUAAGGAAGAGGAGGUGAAUGUUGACAUAUUGCAAGACCAGCAAAUGGAGUCCUCAAAAGGACGAAUGCUACGGCGCACCGUCAGUGUUCCGUCUGAGGGACAGUUCCCAGACUAUCAGCAGGAUGGAAGCAGUAAACUGGAACCCACUGGAGAACGCUCCCCACGUCGGAGAAGUAUUUCAGGCCCAGGAUCGUCUGAGAAAACAAACGGAAUGGAGGAUUCCACAUCCCCAUUCAAGGGUUUUUUCAGCAAACGAUUAAAGGGCUCUAUAAAACGAACAAAGAGCCAGCCAAAGCUUGACCGCAAUACCAGUUUCCGCCAGAUACUACCAUCACUCAGGAAUUCUGACAAUGACCGGUCCCGUGCUUUACCAAAAUUGAAAGAAUCUCGUUCUCAUGAAUCAUUGCUGAGUCCUGGAAGUGCAGUUGAAUCUUUGGAAUUAAGUAUGGAGCAAGAUGUUUUCGUUAAACCUUUGCACAGUAGUAUCCUUGGGCAAGACUUCUGCUUUGAGGUUACGUACACAGGAGGUAGUAAAUGUUUCAGUUGCUCAUCUGUGGCAGAGAGAGAUAAGUGGAUGGAGAAUCUACGGAGAGCAGUGCAGCCAAACAAGGACAAUUGUCGUCGAGCAGAAAAUGUACUCCGUCUCUGGAUAAUUGAAGCAAAAGAUCUAGCCCCAAAGAAAAGGUAUUUCUGUGAACUGUGUCUUGAUGACACACUAUAUGCACGAACUACCAGUAAAAUGAAAGCAGAUAACCUGUUCUGGGGUGAGCACUUUGAGUUCUACACUCUGCCAAUGGUCAGGAACAUCACAGUGCACAUUUACAAGGACAUGGAUAAGAAGAAAAAGAAAGAUAAGAAUAAUUAUGUGGGACUGGUUAAUAUACCAAUCACCAGUGUCAUUGGACGACAAUUCAUAGAGAAAUGGUACCCUGUCAGCACACCUAAUCCCAACAAAGGCAAAGGUGGAGGUCCUUACAUCCGCAUCAAGUGCCGCUAUCAAACAAUUGCCAUCCUUCCAAUGGAACAGUACAAGGAAUUUGCAGAGUUUGUUACCAACAACUACACCAUGUUGUGCUCUGUGUUGGAGCCAGUGAUCAGCGUGAAGAAUAAAGAAGAGAUGGCCUGUGCACUUGUUCACAUUCUGCAGAGUACUGGUCGGGCAAAGGAUUUCCUUACAGACUUGGUAAUGUCCGAAGUAGACCGAUGUGGAGAACAUGAUGUUCUCCUCUUCAGGGAAAACACUUUGGCAACCAAAGCAAUUGAGGAGUAUUUGAAGCUUGUUGGUCAGAAGUAUCUCCAUGAUGCCUUAGGAGAGUUCAUAAAGGCACUAUACGAAUCAGAUGAAAAUUGUGAAGUGGACCAGAGUAAAUGUUCAUCCAGUGAGCUACCAGAACAUCAGAGUAACCUCAAAAUGUGUUGUGAACUGGCAUUCUGCAAAAUCAUCAACUCCUACUGUGUUUUUCCACGUGAGCUAAAAGAAGUUUUUGCCUCAUGGAAACAGCAGUGUUUAAACCGUGGAAAACAUGAUAUCAGUGAGCGCCUAAUCAGUGCCUCACUCUUCCUGCGUUUCCUUUGCCCUGCCAUUAUGUCUCCCAGUCUGUUUGGCCUGAUGCAGGAGUACCCAGAUGAUCGAACAUCUCGUACGCUCACCCUUAUCGCCAAAGUCAUCCAGAAUCUUGCCAAUUUCACAAAGUUUGGGAAUAAAGAGGAAUACAUGGCGUUUAUGAAUGAUUUUCUGGAACACGAGUGGAGUGGGAUGAAACGUUUUCUGGUUGAAAUCUCAAACCCCGACACCAUUUCUAACACACCAGGGUUUGAAGGAUAUAUUGACCUUGGACGUGAGCUCUCUGUCCUGCAUUCACUGCUGUGGGAGGUGGUGUCACAGCUUGACAAGGGUGAAAAUUCAUUUCUACAGGCAACAGUAGCAAAACUUGGUCCACUCCCACGCAUUCUCAGCGAUAUCACCAAAUCACUAACUAGCCCUACACCAAUUCAGCAGCAGGUCCGCCGAUUUGGGGACCACAUCAGCUCAUCCCCAAAUGUGAGUGGCAGUGUGUCAUCAGGACUGCAACGGAUAUUUGAAGACCCCAGUGACAGUGAUGUGCAGAAACUGCAGUCUCCAACUCAAGAGAAUGUUGAAGCAUUUCUGCACACCAGGCAGCACUUCACAAGCCAACCAACCUCAACACAAAGCAUGACCUACUCUGACAGGGAUGAAGACGAAUCUAUUCUACAUAAUGGCAGAAGUGUAUCACUUGUGGACCUGCAGAACACUGCAGUGACUCAAGCGACAAGUAGCGUUCCAGUUCUUUCUACUGUAUCUGGGCAACAUACUGGCAGCCAGGCAUUAAGUACCCACAGUGCAAACAUCAAGCAACUCCAAGAUGUACAGAGAGGGGCACACAGUGUUCCUCAGAUCCGCCGACCUCUACAUCCAGCUCUGACCCAGCAGAGCAGCCUGCAACCUCUGUCUUUCCAAAACCCCGUCUAUCAGCUAAACAAUCCACCAGUUGGGAGCAGUAAAGCUGGCAUGGACUCUUCUUCAGAGAACCUAAGCUCAACAAGCUCCCGGAGCCACACCAAUAGUGAGGAGCUAAUCAGCAAACUGAGUGGCCCCAGUAAUAGCAGUAUAGAGGACUUUGCUAAACGCAGUGCAUACAGUGAUGAUUACUCCAAGCGAAACACCAUGCCAGACAGGAGCAAUCUUCCAGUGGCACUACCUCGACAGAAUAGCAUUGGGCAUUCACAGCUCCGCAGGACAGAGCUGUCAGCUCACAACAACCGAGUGAAAGCACCUCAUUCAUUACCACUUAGUGGAUCACAGAGAAGUGCAGGUAGCAUGUCAGGAUUACCAUCUACAUCACCUGAGCCACCACAAACUGAAAACAGGUCACGGCAACCAUCAACUUCAUCAAAAGGGGAAAGUCCUGUGCCGAAAGUACGAGCAAUACAUAGACAGCAGCAGUCGCAACAGGUCCAGUCACCCGUGGAGACUGCUACUAUGUCACCAGUUGAGAGAACAGCAGCUUGGGUUCUAAAUAAUGGACAAUAUUUGGAAGAUGAUGAAACAGAACAAAUCCGUGAGGAGAAUAAACAUGCAGAGAGGUAUGAGCAAGAGAUAGCGAAGCUAAAGGAUCGAUUGAAGGUGUCAAGUCGGAGACUGGAGGAAUAUGAGCGCCGCUUACUUGCCCAGGAGCAGCAGAUGCAGAAGCUCCUGCUUGAGUACAAGUCCAGGCUAGAAGAUAGUGAAGAGAGGCUGAGGAGGCAGCAGGAGGAGAAAGAUAGCCAGAUGAAAACGAUCAUCAGCAGAUUGAUGGCAGUGGAAGAAGAGCUGAAGAAAGACCACUCAGAAAUGCAGGCAGUGAUUGAUGCAAAACAGAAAAUUAUUGAAGCCCAGGUCAAUUUUGAGGAUGGGAUGAGCACAACAGGAGAAACGAAUCACUUCCCUGGACUCUGCCAACUCUCGGCUGAUGAAUGCUCUAACACAGGUCAAGGAACGUUACAGCAUGCAAACUCGGAACGGGAUCUCUCCCACAAAUCCCACCAAACUGUCAAUAACAGAGAACGGGGAGUUCAAGAACAGCAGCUGUUGAGUGGGAGUCCAAAUAUUUCUGACCAGACGCACAUGGACUGAGUUUUCUGAAUUCACUCUUGAGGAGUUGUUUACAGGUGCUGCUACGACAUUUUUCAUGCUUCAGAUCAUGAGACAUUAUUCACAGGACAAUGCCUAAUAUCAUCAUUGUACACUCUGCAAAAGUCUUACUCCACUGUGGAGAACUGUUUGAAACCUGUACAGAAAUGAACUGUAAGAUUAUAUUGGGGUAAAUAAUUACUUGUAGAAUUUAAAGUAACUUUUUUUUAAUUAUAUCUGUUAGAAUUCCUGCUUUGAAAGUUGUUGCAAAAGAAAGAGUAGAAAAUGGAACAUUUAUUUUACAAGAAGUGGAAUUUUCAUGUGUUGUGUAAUUUGAACUUAAAUUCUCUGACUAGGGGUGUACAUAUUUAACAGAGAAGCCCAUAGAAAGGAGGUAGUCUGUAUAAAUAGUCGGAGUAUCUAAAGAGACUGGGACUUGGUUUGUUGUAUUGCAGGUUGGCUACUUUCAAGAUAAAACAUCCUGUAUUAAUUGGGUUCCCAGCCAAAGAUAUUUUACAAGUGGUUUUAUUUGGCUGAGGCGUUUGACAUGAACAGUAGGAAGCUAUAAAACGCAACAUCUUAGAAGUUAAUAUUUUCAAUUCACACUUUUAUCAAUUUGAAAAAUAUUCAUCAAUAUGACCAUUGAAGAAAUCUUUUAAAAGACGUUGUUAUUUUACUGAACUGUAGCUUACUGUAUAUAAUAAGAAACUGCCAUGAGCGAUUCUGUGUGUAUGAGAGAGAGAGAGAGAGAGUUAGAGACACAGCGACAGAGUGAGUGAGAGAACAAGACAGAGACAACUAAUUUCUGUGGUUGUACAAAAUGUGGUUUCCUGGAAAAAGCAACUGAAUGUAGGGAAACGAUGAUGCUGCCAUACUAGACAAAGGGAACAGUAGUAAUGCCGAACACGAACUUCAAGCACGCUUUUUUUUUCUUUAAACCCAUUCGUUUUUUUGCAUGUAUCUAAACUGUGUUAACCCAAAGCAUCUUAUAACUUUAUUAGAGUAACAUUAUGCCAAAUUCCUACCAGCCUAACCAAUUUGAAUGUCUCCUGGAGCUGUUUUGUAGGAAUGUUAAAACUGAAACGUGCACCUGUCUUCCCUGCAACUGCAUUCAGAUUUCCAGUGGUUGCUGCUGUUGCGUUUGUUUAUUGAAGGUGUGAAGGUUAAAGAUGGAUUUAAUCCAAAACCAUUGACUCAGUUUUAAUGAGAACUGUUAGAACAGAACAAAGAAAAUAAAAUA
This is a messenger RNA of Stegostoma tigrinum, 5581 nucleotides long. RefSeq names its product RAS protein activator like 2 (gene rasal2). The transcript is spliced from 19 exons. The coding region runs from base 34 to 4344 and encodes 1436 amino acids. The record is from RefSeq and is a predicted model, not a curated record. Gene Ontology annotation, biological process: regulation of GTPase activity. NCBI's taxonomy places the organism in Eukaryota, Metazoa, Chordata, Chondrichthyes, Orectolobiformes, Stegostomatidae.